Sclerotinia sclerotiorum 1980 UF-70 is the source of this 156-nucleotide messenger RNA. RefSeq names its product 60S ribosomal protein L39. The record is from RefSeq and is a predicted model, not a curated record. The transcript is spliced from 3 exons. NCBI's taxonomy places the organism in Eukaryota, Fungi, Ascomycota, Leotiomycetes, Helotiales, Sclerotiniaceae. Gene Ontology annotation, biological process: translation. Gene Ontology annotation, cellular component: ribosome; cytosolic large ribosomal subunit. Bases 1 to 156 code for a protein of 51 amino acids. Gene Ontology annotation, molecular function: structural constituent of ribosome.
AUGCCGUCCCAAAAGUCAUUCCGCACCAAGCAGAAGCUUGCGAGAGCCCAAAAGCAAAACAGACCCAUUCCACAAUGGAUCCGUUUGAGGACUGGUAACACCAUCCGAUACAACGCAAAGAGACGUCACUGGAGAAAGACCCGCAUCGGUCUGUAG